AUGAGCAGUGGCAUUCACCGGGCACGCCUGGCGUGUGUGGAAUGUACACGACGUAAAGUCAAAUGCGACAAGAUCCUCCCAUGUCGUAAUUGCACCAGAAAAGGAUAUCGAUGUACUCGGCCGCGCGAGCGGGACUCUCCGAACCCGAGUAUUCCUCAAUCCGGGGGACGAAGUGAGCGAGAAACUCUAGCACGGCCGAGCGUAGAUGCUUCCAGGACCAUCGAAAUACUUCAAAACAGAGUUGCCGAGCUUGAAGUCUCGCUCAGCGAGGCUAGGAACUCGCUACUUCGGCCGCGAACAUCCGCGCUCGAUCCUGAAAGACACGAUGCCGCAUUCUCCCCGGCCGAGGCAAUAUCCGUCGACCAUUUGACUGUUCCCACACCUUACUCGGUGCACGUUGAAUCAGAUACAAAUCCGAAAGAGGUAGAAGAUGCUGCAACAAUACUGGAGUUUCUGGCUUGGGGUCGUCGCAAAGAUCCUUCCUACCAGGAUGAGAUUGUUAAGCGAAACAACUUAGAUCAUUCGCCAGGGGAUGUACCCGCUGACGAUGAAUGGGAGGAUAUGCGUAUGCCAGGACCUCCAGUCGCUGCUCUCUGUCAGGCACUACUUCCCGCAAGACAAAAGGUCUACCAACUCGCCAAAUACCACUGCGAAUGCUUGCUCUGGUACCAUGGAGCUUUUCAUGCAGCUACCUUCCUAAAGGAGCUAGACGAAUUCUACGAAAAAGCAAAUGGAAAGGUAGCAAAUCCGGGAGUCAAUUUGCAGUGGAUCUCCUUCUUGUUUGCAGUCCUCACGGGAGCGAUGGCGUGUGCACCAAGGUCGACUGCGCAGGCAUGGGGUUUCCGUGAGCGAGAGCGAGAUACCUUAUCCAAGCGGUGGCUGAAAGCCUCAAUAACAUGUUUACAUCAAGCUGACUAUAUGGCAAAUCAUUCAAUCUACUCCCUCGAAGCCAUCGCCAGUCUCACCAUCUCAGCCCACAUGCUCGGCCAUUCCAACGGUUUCUCGGUACUAUUGGCAUCAGCUGUGCGAAUCGCCCAGGGACUGGGAUUACACCAACUCGGAAGCGAUGAUAAUUCACAGUCGAUUGAUUCGGUGAAAAGGGAGAUUGGUCGCCGUGUUUGGUGUCAGCUUUGUCUCCAGGAUUGGUUUUCCAUUCCAUACACCGAAAGCUAUCUAAUCCAUCGAGCAUGUUUUACCACAGAAAGACCCCUAAACUGCGACGAUGAGAUAAACAAUCUUUCAGAAAAUCACCCUACCGUGACGAGCCACUCACGUCUAAAAUACAAGAUUGCUGCCUUGAUGCCAGACCUUCAAGACGAUAUAACCUCAUGCAAUACUCUCUACACCCGGUACGAAGAGGUGCUCAAAUAUGAUCGUCGAUUACGAACCUUGGCGACUCAACAUUUACCAUACUACUUACAAAAUGUUCCCCUAGACCCAUCGUGGCCAUGCUACGUAAAUUGGGCUCGGCGCAGUCUGGCCAUCAGCUCCGCUCAUAAGGUGAUCAUGAUUCAUAGGAAGUUUCUAAAUUUGAGCUUCGUCAAUCCAAUGUUUGAGUUCACUCGGAGGACCUGUGUGGCUGCAUCAAGAACUAUAAUUAAGGAGCAAAAGGAAGCUACACGUAACGGGGGGCCUAUGAUAUGGAUACAUCAAGCAUUUAGUGUCACGGCAAGCAUCAUUUUGUGUCUGGAUAUGUUCCACCAGCCUUUCCCAGACCGUCAAGCCUCUGAGCAUCGGCAGCUUAUUGAAGACGGAAUUGAAAUUUUAUCACAUUGUGAUACCGAUAUGAUUGCUCAACGAGGCGUAUCUCUUCUCCGGGCAAUGCUCGAAGCUGAACAGAACCAACCCCGAGAAAGGAGAUUUGGGGUUGAACCACCAGAAUCGCCGCUUCUACGCGACACCAUCCCUAGAGAAAACGGCUUGGACAUUGCAGCCAUCAUUCAGACUUUUUACCAACAAGAUCGAGCGAGUAUUACCGAGCACUGUCGACCAGCCCUUGGUGGGCCAUCUCUUUCAAGGACUACAGGGCAUAGCCGUUGGCCUGAUCUAUCAAAUGAUACCUCGGGGAUUAUGCCCGGUGUUGAUUAUAUGGAGGGCUUAGAUGAUAUCCUAAGCUUGGCAACGAAUUAUUUCAACUAG
Messenger RNA from Penicillium soppii, 2139 nucleotides. Its product is annotated as Zn(II)2Cys6 transcription factor. Gene Ontology annotation, molecular function: DNA binding; zinc ion binding; DNA-binding transcription factor activity, RNA polymerase II-specific. NCBI's taxonomy places the organism in Eukaryota, Fungi, Ascomycota, Eurotiomycetes, Eurotiales, Aspergillaceae. The record is from RefSeq and is a predicted model, not a curated record. Gene Ontology annotation, biological process: regulation of DNA-templated transcription; DNA-templated transcription. The coding region runs from base 1 to 2139 and encodes 712 amino acids. The transcript is spliced from 2 exons.